This is a messenger RNA of Hipposideros armiger (great roundleaf bat), 4886 nucleotides long. It is a transcript of the gene LZTS1, whose product is annotated as leucine zipper tumor suppressor 1. NCBI's taxonomy places the organism in Eukaryota, Metazoa, Chordata, Mammalia, Chiroptera, Hipposideridae. The record is from RefSeq and is a predicted model, not a curated record. The transcript has 4 exons. The coding region runs from base 1 to 1707 and encodes 568 amino acids. Gene Ontology annotation, biological process: regulation of dendrite morphogenesis; regulation of synaptic plasticity. Gene Ontology annotation, cellular component: dendritic spine.
AUGAGCGCCCCGCCCGCCUGCCCGCCCGCGGCUCUGGGACCCCGCACAGAGGCCGGCGCGCAGAGAGCGGGCGGGCGGUGGGCAGCGCGCGGGCGGAGCGGCCGAAAGUUUCUCUGCUCGCUUCAUCCCGCGAGCCAAAGCCGCCCGGCAGCACUGGGAAAAGAGAGACGAGAACACACUGCCAAACACACUGAAAAUAAUUCUCAAGUCAGACCGAGGCGCAGGAGGCAGGGCUCAGAGAAGGGUGCCAUGAGGCCAACAGCCUUCAAGCCGGUGCUGCCGCGGUCAGGAGCCAUCCUGCACUCCUCCCCGGAGAGCGCCAGCCACCAGCUGCACCCCGCCCCCCCAGACAAGCCCAAGGAGCAGGAGCUGAAGCCCGGCCUGUGCUCCGGGGCGCUGUCUGACUCCGGCCGCAACUCCAUGUCCAGCCUGCCCACACACAGCACCAGCAGCAGCUACCAGCUGGACCCACUGGUCCCCGCCGUGGGGCCCGCCAGCCGUUUUGGGGGCUCAGCCCACAACAUCACCCAGGGCAUCCUCCUCCAGGACAGUAACAUGAUGAGCCUGAAGGCGCUGUCCUUCUCCGAUGGGGGCAGCAAGCUAGCCCACCCGAGCAAGGCAGACAGGGGCUCCUCAUGCGUCCGCUCGCCCAUCUCCACGGACGAGGGCACCAUCCAGGAGCUGGAGCAGAAGCUGCUGGAGAGGGAGGGUGAGCUACAGAAGCUGCGACGCAGCUUUGAGGACAAGGAGCUGGCCUCCAGCCAGGCCUAUGAGGAGCGGCAGCGGCGGUGCAAGGAGGAGCUGGAGGGCCCGGAGCAGAAGAGCAGCAGCAAGCUGAAGCCUGCCUCACAGAAGAGCCAGCGCACGCAGCAGGCACUGCACCUGCAGGUGCUCCAGCUCCAGCAAGAGAAGCGGCAGCUGCGGCAGGAGCUCGAGAGCCUCAUGAAGGAGCAAGACAUGCUGGAGGCCAAGCUGCGGUCCUACGAGAAGGAGAAAACCAGCUUCGCCCCCACACUGGAGGAGACCCAGUGGGAGGUGUGCCAGAAGUCAGGCGAGAUCUCUCUCCUGAAGCAGCAGCUGAAGGAGUCCCAGAUGGAGGUCAAUGCCAAGGCCAGCGAGAUCCUCAGUCUGAAGGCACAACUGAAGGACACACGGGGCAAGCUGGAGGGCAUGGAGCUGAAGACACAGGAUUUGGAGAGUGCUCUGCGCACCAAGGGCCUGGAGCUGGAGGUCUGUGAGAACGAGCUACAGCGCAAGAAGAACGAGUCUGAGCUCCUGCGGGAGAAGGUGAACCUGCUGGAGCAGGAGCUGCUGGAGCUGCGGGCCCAGGCGGCCCUGCAGUGGGACAGCGCGUCCCGAGGGGCGGGGCUGGGGGCGGGGCCCGGGCCCGCCUUCUCCGAGGACAUCCCCUCCCUGCAGCGGGAGUUGGAGCGGCUGAGGGCUGAGCUGAAGGAGGAGCGGCACGGCCACGACCAGAUGUCCUCAGGCUUCCAGCACGAGCGGCUGGUGUGGAAGGAAGAGAAAGAGAAGGUGAUCCAGUACCAGAAGCAGCUGCAGCAGAGCUACCUAGCCAUGUACCAGCGGAACCAACGCCUGGAGAAGGCCCUGCAGCAGCUGGCCCACGGGAAUGGUGCCGGGGAGCCUCUGGAGAUUGAUCUUGAAGGGGCUGACAUCCCUUACGAGGACAUCAUAGCCACGGAGAUCUGAGGGGCCUCCUGGGAGAGGGAGAGCUGGGACCUGGCAUUAGGAGGCAGGGGAGCUCAGCCUGCCCAGCAGGGCGCCCCCUCCACUUCCCCCGCUGGUCUGUAACUCAGGCCUCUCUGAGAGAAGCUUCCCAGGCACAGACCUGGGAUUUUCAGGGGCAGGGAAGUGGAAGGGAGAGGGGGGACUGCCUCUCCUCCCCGUUCCCAUGGUCCCGCGCUCACCAUUCUCCAACACGCCAGACCCCUAGCUUUCCCAAGGGAUGGGCCCAGGGGUCUCCAUCAGUUGGUUAAGGGCUCCCUAAACCUUGGCCUUUGUACAAAUACUUAAGAGAUCCUCUCCCCCAGGGAUGGUGGUGGCUGCCGUGAAGACCAGGUGGCCACCUCUUUUCCUGCCUCUGUCCCCAUAACCCCUCUCCCCCAGAUACCCUGGGAUGCCUUGGGAAUAGAAAGAAGCCAUUUGUGACCAGACGCUGGUCAUACCCGAGCUCGUCCUCUGCCUACAGACGUGUAGGGGUUGGAGUGGGGUAUGGAGAACCUAAAUUAGCAACAUCAGCACUGUCUCGACCCUGGCAAGCCACAGAAAGGAAAGGAAAGCUGGGGCAGCCCAGGAGAAUCUACCCUUCAAGGCCAGACGGGACAGCGAGAGAAGCCCGGUAGUCAUGGCCAGACCCUGCUGGGCCUCCUAACUGGAGGGAAGCAGCUUUGGGCGGCUGGUGGCCUUUGACGUCAGUGACCACGCUUCUUAAAGCCAUAGAUACUGAGGGCCUGGGUGGGUGCUGGGAAGGGAAGAUUGAAAGUACCGUGACACAGGAGGGUGUGGCUUUCCAGUUGUCCCAGGGAGAGCCUCCAAAUAGCUUGUAGUGGGGGUUGGAGGCAGGGCUUCUCUACCUGGCUCAAGUUGACCAGAGGCUACUAUAAACUUGUUUUCUUCCUAAGAAUCAAGUCUUUGCUGGAUCCCAAAUCACCUAUAUCCACUAAGAUGGUGCAGGGUGAUCUGGGCAGUGGCAACUUUUCCCUGUCGCCUCUCCAACGCUAAGUUCAGACAAGAGUCUUUCCGGGGCAGGCGGGCUCCCCAGAGUGCCAGUGGCCCAGGCAGGCAGAAUGAGAGGUGCAGACACAGCCUUCUGAAAGCCCCAGGGCCACCGGCUGGCCUCCCUCCACCCCAGGCCUCAUAAGAGCCCUGACUGUCCAGAAGCCAGAAGCUGCAGCUGCUGGGGGCUGGACCAGUGCCUGGGGAGGCUGGGAGUUCUCUUCUGAAGAUGUGGAGAGCUGGGGGAGGACAGAAAAGGUAGACUUGCUCAGUUGCUUGUUUCAGGGAAUUUUCUUUUUUCCUUCUUCUUUUUUUUUUUCUUUCUGUCUUUUCAGAAGCAAGCUAGAUCUAGCAGGCAGCCAGGCUGUUCCAUGUUCUAUUUUUGACUCUAGCUACAGCUGCUGUUCUUAGGACAGCCAGCUCUUGCUGGGCUCCUGCGCCUUGUGCCUGCCUGCUGGGGGGACAAAGGGGAUGAGAAGUCUGGGUACUUCCGGAGUUCCACACCAAUCCCUGUCGGCCUCCCCAGCCUCUGAUCUCUGACCUUCAGCUGCAGACCCAGCCAGGGUGGGAGUGGGGCUCCUCCUCUUCCUGCCCCCCUCCCUCCAGGGCCCACCAUGUUCCUUCCCUGAGUCUCAGCUGAGGGCAGGGCCACCUCCCUGUGAUCCUCUCUGCCUUCCGGUCCCCAUGGUUAAGCCAUGCCUGUCCUGCUGCCUUCACAUGACAGCGGAGCAUUUCUGGAAUUUGAAGCCAUGGCUCUUAGUCAUAGGCUAGAUUUAAACCUGGAAUCCAUAGGCCAAGAGCCCUCUCCGUCCCUGGAGGGCAGUGCCCUCAACUGGGCACAGUGCAGACUCUUAAAUCAAAGAUGUCUCUUUCUGUGUGCCAUGGCCCUCAGGCCCGCCAUCUCCACCAGUCUGUGCCUUGUUUGAGUCCUUCCAGUGAGACUCCCCAUGGUACAGAGAAAGAGGCUGUUGCCCCCUCCCCAGGCUGGAGACACCCCCCCCCCGACAACCCUCCCAAAGAGCAGCCCCUCACCUCAGAAGAGGUGGGUGCUAAGGCCAGGGAGGUGGGUGCUAACCAUGGCGUGACUAUGCCCUGCACCUCACGUCCCUACUGCCGGCCAACCCAUGGAUGUCCUCCCUGGGCUGCCACCAGCCCAAGGCCCCAGGGUGGCCCACAGUGGCACCAGAGUACAUCUGUGUCCUGUAACAUAGGGACCUUGCCACCAUGUGGUUUUUCUUCCUUUCCCUGUGGAAAAACGUCCUUACGCCUCCUGGACCAUGCCAGGCCCAGCCCCUCUGGAAGGAGACUCCGAAUAGCAGAGGCUGAGCAGGGCCUGUGGAGGUCCGCCAAUGCAGGCCUCAGAGCAGGCAGCCUGGCCCCCGGCCAGCGUGAGUUCACGGUCCUCCCCUCUGAACACUCCUGCUGGCAUGUUUGCUCGCUCAGUCAGACCCAUCUCCUGCGCUCCCUGAAGGAUGCCUGACCUGAAAAUGCUUCGGCUGUCUGUAAAGAGAGAGCAGCGUCCAGCAGCACCUCACCAAGGAGGGGGUUCUGCCUCUGGGACUUGGGAUGACCAGACUCUCACGGGGCAUCCACUGUGGGUGGCUUCCUCUGGCCUCUGUGGAGUUCAGGUGACUCCUGCUGGGCGCACUCAGCUCCCAUGUGCACGGAGCUCUCGGGGGACUGGGGGUCAUCUUUCUCUGAGAAGCACCCGCUAAGCCUCUGCCCCCGCCCUGCUCUAGUCCCAGACCAGCCGGGGCUGCUGUUGGGUGAGAGGGCUGCCCAGGGGUAAGCCAGGCUGGGCUAUUGGAGCAGCAGCUUCGGGAGACGGUGUUGCCCGUGGGUCCCAAGUUCUGAGCAGGAGCCAUGCACCCUUUGAGGGUGGGCACUCACCUCACAUCCAUCCAAUGUGGUCUGUUCACUGCAUCUGCGGGCAGAGCCGGAACCACCCCCUCGCUGAAGCUGCCUUUGGACGGACUAGCAUUGGGAAGAAUAUGUACACAGUUGUUUUUCUCUUGGUUGUUUCUUGUUGUUUGGUUUGCUUUGCUUUUGACAGCUUUGGUUUAUUUUAUUUUUGAUGCCACGUUUUGGCCAUGUAAACUAUUACUGGUAAUUUUAUGUUUUUAUUUAUGAAUAAAGAAUGCCGUUUCCCAUGC